AUGAUAACAGAAAUAUUUUUAUUUUUUUCGCUAAUUGGGGUUUCUCUAAGUCAAGAUAUUGCUUUUCCUGAUGAUAAUGAUGAAAUAAAAAUUCGAAUUCAUACUACGUUAACAACACCAAAAACUACUACUACUUCUACAACUCCUUUUAAAAUUAGUGAAACAAGCGUAAAAGUGUGUCCGGUGAAUAUGACAACAAUCACCGAAAACGGUGAAACUAUUUGUGAAUGUGUCGCAGGAUAUGUUUAUUAUUUGCCUUUGGACAGUUGCUUCAUACCUUACAGCCGGGGACCAUGUACAUCAGGAUAUCAUUUAGCUUUUCCUAAUGGCACAAUGACAGUUGAGUGUUCAAAAAAUCCCUGCGAUGAUGAUUCUGUAGUGUACCAAAAUAAAUGCCACAAGUUUCUAAAAUCGGGCCCACCAUGUCCUGAAGGUCAAACAUUGACUGUCAGUGAAGAAAAUUAUGAAAUAAUGUGUCAAGAAGUAAUGCCAAUCAUCUAUCAGUUAAUAGUGACUCCAACAAAACGCUGUUCGGCUGGUUCACGUAUGGCAGCUCGCGGAAUAUGCCGACAACUUUUAUAAAUUUUGUUUCUCUAUCAAUACUUUAAAUUACAUGGAAUAAUCAAUGUCGAUGUUAAAUACUAAAUAAGUUGGACGAAUUUAUCUUUACGCAACCAUUUUUCACACUCGAAUCAUCGAUUGGAUAGUUCAAGGACGUGUAUCUCAGUGAUGUUUUUAUUUUAAAGUUUUUUAAUAAUAGUAAUAUGAACCGUUGCUUUAAUUUUUUUUUCUGUAAAAAUUAAUGAUAACAAUUUUAUAUCAU
Molecule: messenger RNA, 823 nt
Organism: Cotesia glomerata
Lineage: Eukaryota; Metazoa; Arthropoda; Insecta; Hymenoptera; Braconidae
Exons: 2
Coding region: 1-582 (193 amino acids)
Source: RefSeq, a predicted model, not a curated record